Messenger RNA from Aspergillus chevalieri, 306 nucleotides. RefSeq lists its product as uncharacterized. Lineage: Eukaryota; Fungi; Ascomycota; Eurotiomycetes; Eurotiales; Aspergillaceae. The record is from RefSeq and is a predicted model, not a curated record. Bases 1 to 306 code for a protein of 101 amino acids. The transcript has 2 exons.
AUGGGAUCCCCUUGGUAUUCCAGGCUCCUCCUGGUUCUUGCCAAGCAAUUCCUGCCCCGCACCUGCCAUUCUCUAGUCUCGAGCCGUCUGACCAGAUCGCCAGUUCAGGACCAGGAGGAAGAGAUUGCGCAGCUGCUAGGGUCUCUGGACCUGGUGUUGUCCCAGGAACCAUGGGCCCCGGUUGCUGCUCUCAGCCCAUUGCCGGUCCCCUGGGGUCUGCUCCCCGGGCUGGGCGUGCUGGUGCCCCUCUCGAAAGCUCACUGGGAGGAUCUUCUAUUGGCACCAGUACAUUUAAAGAUACCAUGA